AUGAAUUUCCCCACCUCUACCACCCCAAAAAGACGUCCUAAACCCAAAAGCCACUACCUUCGCUCUCAAAAGCAACUUUUGCCACAUAAGAGAGGACUUAGGAAUCUGAAUGCGACUCCGAAGAGAAUUAGGUUUGAUGUCAAGAUUUUGGGCCUGAGUGAAGAUUUGCAAGAAGGAGAGGAGGGGUUGAGGGGAAGGGUGAAGGGGAAGAAAAGGAGAAGACCGAGGUCGUAUAAGGGUGUACCUGAGGGGUAUAAGUUGAGUAUGGGAGUUUUGGUGAAAGAUUUAGAGCAAAGGUUUCCUUUGAGGAAUGGAAAAGGGCCCUCAGGAUUCUCGCAAGGAGAUUUUUAUAAGGAUCUGGAGGAAAAGAUAACAGAUGAGAUUUAUAGAAUCGAGAAUGAGGAUGGGUAUAAGAACAAGUUUGAAUCACGUAUGAGGUAUUUGAACAAAAAGAAAUACAAAAGAGAGGUAAAAGCUAAGAAAGUGAGGUCUAAACUCCUUCGACAUAACAAAGAAAUGGCAAAGAACUGGAGUCAGAUAAAGAAAGAAGUUCAGAGCCCAGCUCAUUCAGGAACACCUAUGAACAAGAGAUUUUAUUCUUCCACUCAAAGCUUUAAGAUUAAGAGGUCUUUAUCUAAGAAACCUUCAAGGAGGUAUGGAAAGCCCCCAAUUCCUAAAAAGAGUGUUACGAAAUCUUUCAAAGAUUAUACCCUUUUUCUCUAA
This is a messenger RNA of Moneuplotes crassus, 723 nucleotides long. The record is from the annotation of a GenBank genome assembly. Lineage: Eukaryota; Ciliophora; Spirotrichea; Euplotida; Euplotidae.